Messenger RNA from Branchiostoma floridae (Florida lancelet), 5643 nucleotides. Its product is annotated as gem-associated protein 5-like. The coding region runs from base 1 to 3918 and encodes 1305 amino acids. The record is from RefSeq and is a predicted model, not a curated record. Lineage: Eukaryota; Metazoa; Chordata; Leptocardii; Amphioxiformes; Branchiostomatidae. The transcript is spliced from 20 exons. Gene Ontology annotation, molecular function: protein binding.
AUGGCGAUGUUCCGACCCAAGAGAACAGGUAGUAGAGAACAGUUGUCCUGGCAUCCAACAAAGGAAGGCACUCUGGCUUUUGGCACAGAUGAUGGUUCAGUGGGACUGUACGAUGUGCUGCACACCAAACAUGCCACCAUGUCCAGUACCAGUCACAAGAAGACUGUGUACUCCCUGUCCUGGGGACCAGCUGCUGCAGUGUCAGGAGUCAGCACAAACCUGGCACUGUACAGCUGUGGAGGUGAUGGUGAGAUCUACCAACACUCUUUCAACAAGACUCAGCAACUAGCUGUCUGUAUCUCUGACAUCAUUAAAACUACCAAUCAAAUCAAGCACAAACUGCCUCCUGCGACAGAGAUUGCCUGGAGGGAGGAUGGACAGUUUGUGGCCAUCGGUAAUGAGGAUGGGUCAGUUGAGGUCAUGGCCAGUCAUAAUCUUCGACGUAUCUGCAUCAUUCGGACUCACCAUCGGCCAAUCAACAAGCUGUGCUGGCAUCCCAUGUUGCCUGAUGCCCCAGCUCUCUACAGCUACUGGCUGGCAUCUGCAUCCAACCAAUCAGAUGUGCAUGUUCACAACCUCCUGGCUGUGAUUGGAGCUGAUACUCAGCCAGCUGUCCCUUUGGUCUUUUCUGAACCAUUUCGUCAGGCUGAAGGCCACAAGGCAAAAGUGGUGGAUUUGUCCUGGAGUCCUCAUCGGCCAGGCUGGCUGGUGUCUGCCUCAUACGAUAACACAGCUCAGGUGUGGGAUAUGACUAAAGACAAGGCUGUGUCCAACUAUCGAGGCCACCAGGGAAGAGUGUUGUCUGUACAGUGGUGCCCCACUGAUGUGGACAUGGUGUACAGUGGAGGGGACGACUUCUCUGUUCAGUCAUGGAAGAUAUCUCAACAGGAACAUAAAGAACCACCCAUUGAUCACAAACCACCAGGAAGAAAGCCCAAGUCUAAGGGAAAGGCAAAGAACAGGAUGACAGAGCCUCAUAAACAAGUAGCACAGGACCUGAGGCAGCCAGAGCUUACCAGGAGCCAGGAGCAAGUUGGUACAGGCCCCAGCAGGGAUGGUGCUUUAUCUCAGGAGGACAUGGGAGGGACUAUGGGAACCAGUCUUCAGUCUGAGGACCUGCUCCGACUCCUGGAGGAGAAGCGAGCCCAGCUGUUGAGGAGACAGAAGGCAGAAGACUGUACAUCAGGAGUGCCUCAACUCUCGCUGUGUGAGGAGGACAUUGCCUCAGCAGAUUCUGAAGGUCAGGAGGCAACUGGUCAGCUGAAGAGUCCGACUAGUCAGAGAUCACUCAUGGAGGAUGUAAUGCCAGUGCAGAGGACCAGGGAGAAUGCAGUACCUAUUGUAGCCUCAGCAGCGGAAGGGAGAGAUCCAAGAGUUAAUAGAAAGAAGAAGAAGGGGCGGUCACUAUUUCCUUUAUCAGCUAACAUGGACAACCGUGCCAAGUGUCACCUUCAACAGGACUGCCUGGCACUGACAGAUCUGACCUAUGAAAGAGCUGCUGGAGACUUAGCUGCUGGAAGUGGAGAUCUUGCUGGCCUUGGGCUUUUCUUUGACAGAAGAAGUCUGUACAAAACCUUCAAAGAAGAAAGUCUUAAUCAUUUGCAGAACGGUCAUCUGGAUCAUAGUCUUCAGUUAGCCAUCUGGAGAGGUGACAUUGUGGGAGCCCUGCAGAUGGCCAGGCAACAUGGCCAGCUGACUGACUGGUUAGUGGCCAUGGCACCUCUAGCUGGCCACGACGUAUGGUUGCAGACUGUGGAGGACUAUUCCGAGCAGCUCUGUGCCCAAGACCAGCAUUAUAAGGCUGUAACCUUCCUACUGGCCUGUCACAAAGUACAUGAGGCUAUUGAUUUGCUGAAAAACAACAAAAUGUUCAGAGAGGCUGUGGCCCUAGCCAAAGUCCGUCUCCCUCCCCAUGACCCUGCAGUACUGGAGGUGUAUGAUGCCUGGGCAACUGAGCUGCAGAAAGAUCACUACGAGCAGGCAGCAAAGUGCUACCUUGCCAUGCAGCAGCCCUGUGAUGCUGCAGCUGUCCUGGCCAGAAGAGGGGAUCUGGAAACCCUGCAGGUCGCUGCAAAAAUAGCCGCUGCAGCAGGAAGUGAAGAUCAGCUGUCUUUGGUGGCAUGUAGAUAUGCACAUGAGUGUCAGGUGCAGUGUAAAUGGCGGGAAGGGCAAGAUCUUCUCAGGAACCACAAACAGCUACAGGUCCACAGAUUGAAUCUGUGCCUCCAUGAAGUGCUUGUUCAUGGUCUGUAUGACAUUGGCUGUUUGUCAGAAGGCUGGGCUCAAGCAAUAGUUCCAUACAGCUGGGGAGAAUUGGGCAGUCCAGUUUUUCUACCAGAGUUUCUUCAGUACACCGGUGAGUCGGACCCCUUGUGUCCUUGGUCACCUUACCUUCUCCAGGGCCAGUGUUUCCUGGGCUAUGUUGUACAAGUGUGGAGUCAGUACUGUGGACUUGAUCUGACUACAGGUAACACUCCCCAGCUGUGUCAGCAGCUCACUGCAACACUGACAGGAGGGAGCAAACCUGCCAAUGCUGCAAAGUUACUGUGCAUGGUGUCAUGUCAGGUGACUACAGGUCUGUUGUACCUGGUAGGUGGUGAUGUUCAUGAAGCUGUGACACACUUUGUAGCUGCAGUACACCUAAUACAUGACAGAGGGCAGUACUACAUUAUGAAAGGACUACUACAGAUGCUUCUCCCCCAAGGCAGUUUUUCCCUCAGACAACUGGACACGUUGACAGGGGAAAAAUGUUUCAUGGCAAAAGUCACGGUGCAGGGCAACUGUACAAGUCUACAGCAUAUUUUAAGUUGUCUGUCAGCAUUUUAUCAUGUGGCCACACUGUAUGAACUGUGGUGGAGUGGACCUCAUCAAGCUGUUCAAAUGGUAGACAGUGGAGAUGGUUACCUGGUCUCCAGUGCUACAGACCAACCACAGAAAUGCAGUACUGAUGGAUCCUACACCAUGAAGGCUGCUGCCUCAACACCAGAGGAGAACAACACGUUUCCUGCCACAGACCAGAUGUACUCUGUGUUCAUCCAACAGCUCCAAGCAAUAUCAGCUGCUGUCCUCAUACCUGACGUAGCUCGGAGGUAUGCCCUGGAGGAGAGGCUGGCAGAGAUGGAAUCUACCCUUCAUGGGGCAGCUGCAAAUCAGAGACAAUCAAGAUUGUCAAAAAAUACAAGCACCUGCAAUACAGUACAGACAGACGGUAACUACACCUGCAGCACAGUACAGGCAGAUGGUAACAACACCUGCAGCACAGUACAGGCAGAUGGUAACAACACCUGCAGCACAGUACAGGCAGAUGGUAACAACACCUGCAGCACAGUACAGGCAGAUGGUAACAACACCUGCAGCACAGUACAGGCAGAUGGUAACAACACCUGCAGCACAGUACAGGCAGAUGGUAACAACACCUGCAGCACAGUACAGGCAGAUGGUAACAACACCUGCAGCACAGUACAGACAGAUGGUAACAACACCUGCAGCACAGUACAGGCAGAUGGUAACAACACCUGCAGCACAGUACAGACAGAUGGUCUGCAAACAGGUCCUAGUCGGAAAAACAAUGCUGAAGAUGAAGAGUGGAUCAACAGGGGGAGCCUGAAUGGGAACUCACAGAUGAUGGCUGGACUGGGUGUGCAACAGUUGGAAACUUGUCAGGAUGUUAACCAGAGUACACAACUGUCACACCUUAAAGACCAGUUGUCUACCAUACCACAGGGCUACAGGAUCCUGCCAUUCCCUGAGCCUGUAGAGUUGGCCAUGACACUGGUGUACCUGUGCUGUCACUGGCCUCAGAACCAGGACAUCAUGGCAGCAGUGGGCCAUGCUGUCAUCUCCUGGGGACUCACACAUUCCCACAAGUCUUCCCAACAUCAGUAUUUCACCAGAUGGUUCAACAAAAUGUCCACAUAGACAGAGUGGCAGAAAUUGCAUCACUUGUUUGAUAAACCUACAUGAUGUAUAGCCAAAGGUGAUUUUCUCACAUCAAUUUUUUACAUACCCACUGAAGACAAAUAAGAGAAUCAAUUUGUAAAAAGGUUGACUUUUUCAAAAUUUAGCUGCUUAUUCUUCAGCUUUUCAAACACAAUCAUGCAGUGUCCAAACUGCUUCAGGAUGUAGUCUCUGAAACUUCACAUCGCAAAAAUGGCUGUUCAAGUACUUGUAACAAGUAGAAAGCAUAUUAUCAUUACCAUAAAAACUGAUAGCAGUGCAUCACAUUCUCUCAAUUUAGAUCUAUGUUUAACUUUAUUAUUUGACAGUACAAAAUGAAUUAAACAACUGGAUAACUAGUUAAUGUUUAUACAUUGUAACACGGUCAUUCAGAUAGCAUUCACUAUUUUUCAUCAGUCAGUUGAGACUGAGUCUUGGACUUGGGGAAAUUAGGAGAUUAUAUUUACAUAUGAUAUUAUAUAGAUCAGAAAAUUAUAGAAAUUUGUUUGAAUCCUCCAUUGUCAGUUAUGUGGAUAAUUUAUUGUUGAACAUGUCCUUAUGAAUCUGUGGCAAGAAGAUAAUGUUGACUAUGGCUGUUAUCAAUAGAUGUCAACCAUAUGAAAAUGCCAUUUCAAAUCGUAGUACAGUUUGUAGUACACAUCGUAGGCUCAGCUUGUUUGCAUUGUUCAUCUAUGUUGAAGAAAACUAAGACAUGGGUGGGACUAUAGAAUUUUAUUUUAUUCGCAUUCAUUUUUAGAGUAUGGGACAAGAAGCUCACAAUGAGCUUAUGGAGGUCUUCUGCUCUGUAUAUUACAUACAAUGACAAUCAAAAGUAACAAAAUUGAGAUUAUAACGAAACGUAUAACUUAAGAUGACAUGAACAUAAAGUAAGUCAUUACGCAACAUAAGAAUAACAAAAAUACUAACAACAAAAACGGGAGAGCGCAUACAAGGCUGGCAUUACCAAUCAAUUUCAGAUCAGAUUAAGUAAAUCUUCCGGUCAUUUUGAUAAAGUUGAAAACAUAGUCAAAGAUAUUACAAUUUAUCGAGUGUGGGAGGAAAGGGCUGCCCAUUGUGAGAAGGGUGCAUAAGGUAUUGUCAGAUGAGUUAAGGGGGUCAGGCGAGAAAAAUUCUUCUAGGUUUAAACGGGAUAUGGAGUGCAACAUAUGAAUCCUUUUGCUAUUGUAUAGUUCGCAGUGCAACAAGUAGUGCUCAGUUGUCUCGUUUGAAUUCCCACAUUUACAAUUAGGGCUAGUUAUACAAUGGUGUUUGAAUAGGUGUGAGUUAAGCUGGCUGAAGUCGAGUCUGAGUCUAGAUUAUAGAACAUGUUUGACCUUUUGUCACCAUGGGGAUGCCCCUUGAAAUUGUUUAUUCACUGUUGGUAAAACUAUUUCCAACAUCAUGGGCAAUACAGAAGAAUAAAACAAACAUCUGUUUAUGAAGGUUUAUAGUUGGAAUGUGUGUGCAAGACAAGUAAUUAUAUUUAGUUACACUGUUUAGUUAUUAUAGGAUUGAUGACAGUAAUCAUAAGUCAUUCUCACGUGGAGAGCUGUCCAUGUCCUAAUAAACAUCAGGCCGGCAUUGACUCUGCCAAACCAGAUGGACUUGCAUCAGGCUUGCAUCACUGCAGGGUUUGAAGUUUCAGAGAUGAAGAACGAAUGUUCUUUUUUUUUAAAUAAAAAAUCGGAGAAAACCCACCUCUACCAA